Urocitellus parryii (Arctic ground squirrel) is the source of this 3273-nucleotide messenger RNA. RefSeq names its product ribosomal protein S6 kinase A5 (gene Rps6ka5). Gene Ontology annotation, molecular function: ATP binding; protein serine/threonine kinase activity; magnesium ion binding. Gene Ontology annotation, biological process: intracellular signal transduction; protein phosphorylation. The record is from RefSeq and is a predicted model, not a curated record. NCBI's taxonomy places the organism in Eukaryota, Metazoa, Chordata, Mammalia, Rodentia, Sciuridae.
CGGCGCUGGCAGACGCGCGCGCCUUGCGCCCAAUGAGCGGUGACAGCUCGAAUGGCUCCUCUACCUUGUUGGCUGUGGGCGGAGCGGCCUGGAGGAGGAGGCGGUGGAGCAGGGGGCGGCUUGGUUGCGCGGUACUAGCGGUGCCCGCCGUAGGGGGAGGAGGCGGAGGAGCCAGCCGUGCGGCCAGAGCGGGAAAGAGACUCGUCUUCGCGUCCGAGUUGUGGAGCCGCAGCACCCCGGCUCCUGGGGCUGCAGCAAGGGCUGUGCGGGGACGGGCGUCCGCUGUCUCCCGGGUUCCCCUCAGAGCGACCCGCGGGAUCGGAAAAAGGGAGAAGAUGGAGGAGGGCGGCAGCAGCGGCGCUGCCGCGGGCACCAGCGGGGACGGCAGCGACAGCGGCGAGCAGCUCCUAACUGUCAAGCACGAGCUGCGGACCGCUAAUUUAACAGGACAUGCAGAGAAGGUUGGAAUUGAAAAUUUUGAGCUCCUGAAGGUUCUAGGAACUGGAGCUUAUGGAAAAGUAUUUCUAGUGCGUAAAAUAAGCGGCCACGAUGCUGGAAAGCUGUAUGCCAUGAAAGUUUUGAAAAAGGCAACCAUCGUUCAGAAGGCCAAAACCACAGAGCACACGAGGACAGAGCGGCAAGUCCUGGAGCACAUCAGGCAGUCGCCAUUCUUGGUGACUCUGCACUAUGCUUUCCAGACAGAAACCAAGCUUCAUCUCAUUUUAGAUUAUAUAAAUGGUGGAGAACUUUUUACUCAUCUUUCUCAAAGAGAGCGUUUCACAGAGCAUGAGGUGCAGAUCUAUGUUGGAGAGAUUGUACUUGCCCUCGAACAUCUGCAUAAGUUGGGGAUUAUAUACCGUGACAUUAAGCUUGAGAAUAUUCUACUUGAUUCUAAUGGCCAUGUGGUGCUGACAGAUUUUGGUCUGAGUAAGGAGUUUGUGGCUGAUGAAACUGAAAGAGCAUAUUCCUUUUGUGGAACUAUUGAAUACAUGGCACCAGAUAUUGUCAGAGGGGGCGAUUCCGGACACGACAAGGCAGUUGACUGGUGGAGUUUGGGUGUUCUAAUGUAUGAAUUACUAACUGGAGCAUCUCCUUUCACUGUGGAUGGAGAAAAAAAUUCCCAGGCUGAAAUAUCUAGGAGGAUAUUGAAAAGUGAGCCUCCGUAUCCACAGGAGAUGAGCGCGUUAGCUAAAGACCUGAUUCAGCGUCUUUUAACGAAAGAUCCCAAGAAGAGAUUGGGAUGUGGUCCUCGGGAUGCAGAUGAAAUCAAGGAACAUCUCUUCUUUCAGAAAAUCAACUGGGAUGACUUAGCUGCCAAAAAAGUGCCCGCACCAUUUAAGCCAGUCAUCCGAGAUGAAUUAGAUGUGAGUAACUUUGCUGAAGAGUUCACAGAAAUGGACCCAACCUAUUCCCCGGCAGCCCUGCCCCAGAGCUCCGAGCGGCUGUUCCAGGGCUAUUCCUUUGUCGCUCCUUCUAUCCUGUUCAAGCGCAAUGCAGCUGUCAUAGAUCCUCUUCAGUUUCACCUGGGAGUCGAGCGUCCUGGCAUGGCGAAUGUCGCCAGGAGUGCCAUGGUGAAGGACUCUCCAUUCUAUCAACACUAUGACCUAGAUCUGAAAGACAAACCAUUGGGAGAAGGAAGUUUUUCCAUUUGUAGAAAGUGCGUGCACAAAAAAAGUAACCAAGCAUUUGCAGUCAAAAUAAUCAGCAAAAGAAUGGAAGCCAACACUCAGAAAGAAAUAACCGCUCUGAAGCUCUGUGAAGGACACCCCAAUAUUGUGAAGCUGCAUGAGGUUUUUCAUGAUCAGCUUCAUACUUUUCUGGUGAUGGAACUUCUGAAUGGGGGAGAACUGUUUGAACGCAUAAAGAAGAAGAAGCACUUUAGUGAGACGGAAGCCAGCUACAUCAUGCGGAAGCUCGUGUCGGCUGUCAGCCACAUGCACGACGUCGGGGUGGUGCACCGGGAUCUGAAGCCGGAGAAUUUAUUGUUCACUGAUGAAAAUGAUAAUUUGGAAAUUAAAGUUAUCGAUUUCGGGUUUGCUCGCCUCAAGCCGCCUGACAAUCAGCCCCUGAAGACCCCGUGCUUCACCCUUCAUUACGCAGCCCCAGAGCUCUUGAAUCACAAUGGCUACGAUGAGUCCUGUGACCUGUGGAGCUUGGGUGUCAUCUUGUAUACAAUGUUGUCAGGGCAGGUUCCAUUCCAGUCUCAUGACAGAAGUUUGACGUGCACCAGCGCAGUCGAAAUCAUGAAGAAAAUUAAAAAGGGAGAUUUCUCCUUUGAAGGAGAAGCCUGGAAGAAUGUAUCCCAAGAGGCUAAAGAUUUGAUCCAAGGACUUCUCACUGUUGAUCCAAAUAAAAGACUUAAAAUGUCUGGCUUGAGAUACAAUGAAUGGCUUCAAGAUGGCAGUCAGCUGUCCUCGAAUCCUCUGAUGACUCCAGACAUUCUGGGAUCUUCGGGAGCUGCCGUGCACACCUGUGUGAAAGCAACCUUCCAUGCCUUUAACAAAUACAAGAGAGAAGGAUUUUGCCUUCAGAAUGUCGAUAAGGCCCCAUUGGCUAAGAGAAGGAAAAUGAAAAAGACCAGCACCAGUACAGAGACCCGCAGCAGCUCCAGCGAGAGCUGCCAUUCUUCCUCCUCCCAUUCCCAUGGCAAAACCACGCCCACCAAGACCCUGCAGCCCAGCAACCCUGCUGAUAGCACUAACCCAGAGAGCCUCUUCCAGUUCUCGGACUGAGAGACCGACAUGUGCAUGGUAGGAAUGUCCUCCGUGACCGUGGCACCUUGCUCUCCCUCAGCAUGAUCCUGAGGUGGUGGUCUGUGCUUUAAAGAAUGUGUUCCGUUGGUCUCAUUGGGAUCUGCUCCUAGUGAAUUUUUUCAGGAAAACUGUUUGGUUAUCCUUGAACAAGAGCACUGAACAGGGAAUGUCACUGUGAAUGGAGCAUUUGUGAUACCCUUAACAACCUAGCAUGAUACCAACAGGAUGAUUCUUGAAAGGGCAAAGGUUUCUGUACAUUUACUAGGUCCUUGUUAGAUGACGCUGCCUACAAUGUCAGUCACAGGUUCUCCAAUGUCUGCCAACAAGACUUGACGCCUUUCACUAGGCCUCAUGGACAAGGUGGGUUUUUAAGAGAUUUGUACCCUUUGGAUAGUGAUUUAGCAGAGCAAGAGGUCUGUUUUCAGAAAAAGAUUCUGUAAUGAAUUUUGUGUGUGGCAUAUACUUAUUUCUUGAGAGAGAAUUUUAACUUAUUGUUUUUAUUUUAUGGUUAUAUAUGAUA